Podospora anserina S mat+ is the source of this 450-nucleotide messenger RNA. RefSeq lists its product as uncharacterized. Lineage: Eukaryota; Fungi; Ascomycota; Sordariomycetes; Sordariales; Podosporaceae. The transcript has 2 exons. The record is from RefSeq and is a predicted model, not a curated record. The coding region runs from base 1 to 450 and encodes 149 amino acids.
AUGGAGUGGACAAAAACCCAAUACAACACACUCUACGAAACCUGGGUUCCCUACCUCGAAGACCUCUACCUCCGCUACUUCACCCGCGACAACAAAGCAAGCUACACCACCAAAGAAAACCUCGACAAAACAAAAGUAACCGGCAUCUCCCAAGCCGACACCCUCCAAGACAACAUCCACACCACUGCCUCCUCCCAGCUCGGCCAGGACGGCCUGGGCAGACCAGUCGGCGAUUUACUCUCCAGGGAGGGAGUCAACAGGCUUGAGCGAAAGGGCAAGGAUGGUCAGGGCGGGUAUGUCCCCGGGGGAAACAGCAAUGCCGUCAGCGGGGCGGGGAAUACCCUUGUUGGUGGUGUUGUUGAGGGAGGGAAGACGGUGGGCAGCGGGGUGGUGAAUGGGGGGAAGGCGGCGGGGGGUUGGUUGGGGUUUGGGAAGAAGGAGCAGAAGUAA